Neocloeon triangulifer is the source of this 1101-nucleotide messenger RNA. RefSeq lists its product as uncharacterized. NCBI's taxonomy places the organism in Eukaryota, Metazoa, Arthropoda, Insecta, Ephemeroptera, Baetidae. The record is from RefSeq and is a predicted model, not a curated record. The transcript has 4 exons. The coding region runs from base 205 to 939 and encodes 244 amino acids.
AGAAGAGAAAAGCGGCUUAUUAAGGUGCGCCGCGCCAGAGUCAGGUCGGUCGGCGGCAGGUGGGAGAGAGAGUCAGGUCGGCCAACCUGGCUGCGGCGAGUCUCAGCUCAGUUGGUCGCGGAGAAGGGAAAGGAGGAUGACGUCGUCGUCCAGCAACAGGAUUUUCACUCUCAAAUAGGCGGAAGUGGAGAAGAAAAAGGAAAAAUGCGGCGCCGAGUGAUUUUGGGGCUGAUUUUGGUGGCCCUGAAGGUGGCCGACGCGGGACCUUUGGUGCAAAGCAGGGUGCGGUGCGGCGACCACACUUGCUCCGACGGACAGUUUUGCAAUUUCAGUUUCGGCAACAUUUGCUCAGACUGCAGCACCAUUUGUGACCAGAACUCGCACAAUUACAAUCAAAUCGAGUGCUUCGAAAAGUGCCAAGCUUAUAUUCUGAGAGAGCAGUUCGCAAGCAAAUUAGAGUCGGACAGACUCGCCAGCAGUUUAAAAGAUCUGACUGGGGAGGUGAAGAAGCUGCAGGUUCUGGCGUGGCUCAGCAUGGCCUUUUCGGGCGUUGCGGCCGCCGUGCUCAUCUGCCUCGGCCUCUGCAAACUCACGCGCGCCAAAAGACACCACGGCGGUCUGGUCCCUUUGAUCAGGACCAAAUUCAGAUCUCUCAAGAAAACGGGGAAGCCCGAGGCAAAAGUUGGAGACCCGUCGACCGGUCUGAAGUUGGCGAUUUCGGCGCCGAUGGACACGACGGCGCCGCCCACGUGCUCGACCACAGUUUCCGGACUGAUGAACACCAGCGGCGGCUCGCCGCCGACCUUGAGCUACAAAAAACGCAGCCCGUCCGAAGACAACACCCUCGACUACACGUACGACAACGCAGGCAUGUCGCCCUCGCCCACGACCUUUGCCAAGGGCGUCGAGUUCAACUCGAGGGGCGAAAUCAGAUUUUGACUUUAGACAAAAUAUAACAGAGAGUGCAAUUCUUUAAUGUGUGAUAAAAUGAAAAGUGGUCUGGACAAUUUCGAAAGAGAUUUACAAAAAUUUUCUGUUGAUGUGAAAAGAGAUUAAUUCAGAUUAAUUAACUUUAAGUGGAUAUUGAUAGAGAGAGAAAAA